AUGCUGACUGCGCUCGCCCCGCCAGCCCUUCCAGGGUUCUCAAGGCAGCUGCCUGCCCCUGCCCGGCGUCAGGAUUCGUCCGGUUCGUCCGGCUCCUACCACACAGCUCCGGGUUCUCCGGAGCCCCCGGACGUUGGGCCGGACACAGAAGGCCGGGGGACUUGGCUCUGGGUGGCCCCUGGGCGGGGGGCGGGCGCGCAGCCUGUCCUGUCCGUCAGCGCCCAGAAUAGCCGCCAGCAGCACAGCUCCGGCUCGGGUUUCCCGCGAGGCCCGGGCUCCGGCCCGCAGCCGCCCCGGCCCCAGCUGCGCAUGCUGCCGUCGGGGGAGAUGGAAGUCAUCUUCGGCGCCGGGGCUCUGUUCAGUCGCUCCGACGCAGAGGAUCGGGAGGAACAACAGUUCAUGGCGCCUGCCUUCAGCAGUCCGUUGCUGCCCGGGUCACCGUCUCCUGUGUCAGUGUCGCCGCAGGCGCAGACCCCCGACGGGGGCUCUCGCUGGUCCACCUACCUGGAGCUGCCGCCCCGCGGGCCGAGUCCGGCCGUCUCAGGCCAGUACGAGUGUGUGGAGGUGGCACUGGAGGAGCGCGCGCCGGUUAGACCCCGCACGGUGCCGAAGCGUCAGAUCGAGCUGCGUCCGCGGCCUCGGAGUCCCUCGCAGGACAGUCGCGCGCCGCGUCCCCGACUGCUCCUGCGCACCGGCUCCCUGGACGAGUCUCUGAGCCGCUUGCAGGCCGCCGCGGGCAUCGUGCAGACGGCGCUGGCCAGAAAACUGGGCUCUGAGGUCCCGGCCCCCAGCAAUGUCACUUUUAGAUCCACGGGGAAAGCAGAACCCACAACGAAUCCUCGGGAAACGGCACGCAGCACCCGUGUGGUCCCGGAAGAGGUCAAGUCUCGGCCACCCCGCGCACACGAUAGUUCUGUCCACACCAGAGCCCCGCGGCCUUGGCCCAGCCUCCGAGAGCGAGCAAUUCGGCGGGACAAGCCGGCGCCUGGGACCGAGCCGCUGGGUCCCGUUAGUUCCAGCAUUUUUCUGCAGUCAGAGGAGAAAAUUCAACAGGCUCACGAACAGGAAUCCAAGACUCAGUUCCCUCGUGAGACUCCCGAUGGAAUCGUACCGAGAACACGAAGUCCUCCCUUCCAUUCUAGAAGUUCCCGAGUGGCUCCCAGUAGAGUUGUGAGACCAAGGAGCCCAUCUCCUCCGCAGCAAGCUCCAAACGGGGCCGUGAGGGGUCCUCGGUGCCCGUCCCCCCAGAACCUCUCACGACCUCAUAGAACUGUCUGGAGAAUGAGUAGCCCGUCCUUCCCUGAAGCAUCUUCGGAGUGGGAAAAUCGGAAAGCGGCCGUAGAGGAAGUCAUCAGAAGGAGCCCUUCCCCUCCACCUCUUUCCCAAUGGACUCAGGGUGUCGCUAGAGUUGGGAACCCAGGUCCCGAAACUCCUUCUCUGUGGAAAGUUCCACAUUCGAUAGGUGGAGAUGCAAUAGGGCUGAGUAGGGACCGGUCCUUGCCAGCCCUGCUCCCACAGGAGUCACCUGAUCAUCCUAUUGAAACUAGUAACCCAUCUCCCCGAGAGACAUGGGGUCCUAUUGUGCAGGGCUCAUCGACGGCGUUGCGUCAGGAAGCUAUGAAUGGCCUAACUCAGGAGUUGGAGCCGCCUACACCAUCAGCCCCCGGGACUCCAGAACUCACAGAGGCGCAGUGUCUGCUUACCUUGGAAAAUGCGGAUAUUGCCUUCAAAGGCAGCCAGCCGUCUCCAGUUGUCGAUACACCGGAACCUCCCGGAAGUCAUCUCACAAGCACCCUAGACGACGAUGUGUGCCCAGAAACCUUGGCCUCGGGAGAAGCAGCUUCUGGACGUCCGCGCGUGACCAUUCCGCGGCCGCGAGACGUGCGCAAGAUGGUUAAGACCUCUUACGCGCCAAGCUUUCCUGCGGGAACCCCAAGUUCCGGGCUUCCCGCGCCUUCUGCUGACACCCGCGGGGAGGGCGAUGCAUCAAAAGCGCAGGAGCUCCCGGCGCUGGAGUCACCGGCCCCGGCUCAUUACACUUCCAUUUUUCUCAAGGACUUUCUGCCGGUAGUACCGCAUCCCUACGAAUCUCCAGAGCCUUCACUCCAUGCGACUCCUAAGGAUGUCUCCCACUCCAACCAGGUCCCGAGGCGGAGGGCAGAAAACAACACCGCGAAGCCUUUCGCUCGCAGUGAGAUCCGCUUGCCUGGCGCUCUAGUCUUGAGCCGCCGGCGGGAGAAAACCCCAGAUGUUCAAGGAUGCGGUCCUGGGAUAGAAAGCCUGGAUGCUGAGGCCCAGCGCCUGGUCCCAGACCACGAGGGUCGAACCAGUCCCUUAAGAGGCGCUCACACCUCAACCGAGUGGUCCCCUUUAGGAUCAGCAGGGACCCAACCUCCUCGCCCCGGCUCUCCGCAGGCAUGUUCCAACUCGAGUCUCGGGACAGCACCCGAAUUGAAGACAACACUUGUGGCUCCUUCAACGGCGGUCCAGGCGCCCCUCCCGCCGGAACCUCAGGCGACAGCGACCAGGACCGCUGCACCCCUCCCGCGAGCUGCCUCUGCACCUCCCACGGAUCGACUCCCUCCUGCAUCCACCCAGGGGGCGCGGAGGCUUCCAGGAGCCGCGCCACCAGGAAAGGUCCUCGUAGACCCGGAGAGCGGUCGCUAUUACUUUGUGGAGGCUCCGCGGCAGCCGAGGCUACGGCUACUCUUCGACCCCGAGAGCGGGCAGUACGUGGAAGUGCUGCUGCCGCCCUCGCCCUCUCUUUCCCGGCCGCCACGACAAGCCUAUGCCCCCCUGGCCAUAGGGCCAGGCCUAUACCCGCCUGCCUAUGGCCCUGUCCCUGGUUCGUCACUGUCGCCGCCGUCCCCCAAUCUUCAGGCCCUUGGCAGUCUCCAGCUACCCUGGACCCCUGAAGCCGGGCCCCUGGAGGGGAUGUACUACAUGCCCUUGAGCGGGACCCCCAGUCCGGCUCCACCUAUGCUCUUCUGUGCCCCGCCCUCCAGUUCCGGUCCCAUCCAGUCCAGCAAGGGUACCGUGUUUCCUUUGUGAAGCCUCAGGUCCCGGUCCCUUUGGAGUUGUGUUCCCUAGAAGGCUUUGGGAGUUCUGGUUCCUAGUCACUUAAUUUUUCCUCCCACCAACUCUUUGGCUAGUUCCAGCCAGUCCCCAGACCAGAAGUGACCAUAAAAGAAUGUAUCUGCUACCUGGGCUGACGGCGCUGGAUCAUCAUUAGCAAAUGCCUGGCUGCCUAUGUCCUGUCCCCCCUCCCCGCCCCGCCCUUCCCUCCUCCCCUGCAACAAAAAUCUGCAUCCCUUUCCCAAACCUUCCCAGGGUGUGGUGUAUAUGUGUAUGCAGGCGAGCAAGUAUAUCAAAGUGAGACCACUAAGAGAUGUUGGGGUUUCCCAGAAUAGCAGGUGUGGAAGUAGCAGGGCCAGGGCUGCCUGUGGUGAUGAUGAACUGUUGUUCUCUACCUAACACUGGGCCCCAGUCGAGUGGACAGGUCAGCGGGUGCUGCAGAGAUGGAGGGGAUGGAUGAUAGCCAUCAAAUCUGGAUUUGAGCCUUGUCCUGGAAGGAUGCAAUGUGGUCCUGGGCCCGCUCGGGGCUGAGAAUGGCAGCUGUGGGAAUAGUAUGUGAGGUGGAACAUGGAUGUUGUAUAAGGAGACGUGGAGGAUCAGCUUGGAACUGGAAGUCCCAGGAUCGCUGUGGUCCCUGUAAAAACAGCCGAAGGGACAAGCAACUCAUUGGCAGAAAGGCCUGCAGAAGGCGCUAGGAAACGAGGAAGGGGAGUGAAGUUGUUCUUUGGGCUUUCUGAUGGUUGCUAGGGGUGACUAGGUAGAAGUGGUGAAUUAAACAAUGUCAAGUGGUCAGUAAAUACUUCUCUUGGCCAGCUAUUCCUGAAGAUUGACAGGACAGGGAGGACAAGAAUCUAGAAAAAUAAAUUAGUUUUGGGAGUUGUGGUUGUUUAACCAAAAAUGGAAAGGCAACUGAGGGAUGACCACUAACAGUUCACAGCAUGGAGCCUAACUCCUAACUCAUCAGGCCCCAGUGUCUAUCUUCUGUGAGCCGUGCGCACCCAGGCAGAAAGCAAGUGACUUGAAUCUCCAAGAUGACAAGAGGGGGAAGGCUGGGGUUUAGCAUAGGGGCAUGCUCUUGGUGCCUAGAAGGGAGGGCAGAGCUAGCAAGAGAAACCCAGGUGUGGUGGUGCAUGCCUUUAGCCCAGAACCUGGGAGGCAGAGGCAGGCAGAUAAAUCUCUGUGAGCUCCAGGCCAGCCUAGUCUACAAAGUGAGUUCCAGAACAGUCAGGGCUACACACAGAGAAACCCUGUUUCAAAAGACCAUUAAAGAAAGAAAGAAAGAGAGAAAGAAAGAAAGAAAGAAAGAAAGAAAGAAAGAAAGAAAGAAAGAAAAAACUGGCAAGAGGAAGGAUGUCCAUGCAGAGGCAACAGUGCCCAACAGUGCCCACACAGGGACUGGCCCUUCAGACUGCUCACAGCCCAGGGAAGCCCCAGACUUGUGUUCCACCUGCCCUGAGACUGGGGUAAACUGAGUGAUGGAGUAUGUCUCUGUGAGGUGGGAGGCGAUCUCUGUAGACCUUGCUGGAGGGGUGUUUGGAGAGGGACAGUUCCCGCUAGAAGCAGGAUUAGGGCUGGCAAUUGAUGGCUUUCUGGUUCCAGGCCUAUGCAAUUGAGAUCCCUCAGAUCCCCUACCAGCCUUGCCCUAGACUGGAAACCGGCUAAAACACUAAAUCAGAGCAGCCUGAACAUCUCUCCCCAAGAUUCUGACCCCCAUGGCAUAGAGGGACCAGGCCAUCCCCAGAGUGCAUCGUCUUGUCCUGGUGUGCAAUAAAUGGCUGGCCAUGGAAAGCCAUGGUGACUGUGAUAACAAUUAGUGUAUGAGCCUUAUUUCCUGCUGUCAUCCUUAAAACAAAAUAAAACAAACAAACAAACAA
Molecule: messenger RNA, 4949 nt
Organism: Myodes glareolus (Bank vole)
Lineage: Eukaryota; Metazoa; Chordata; Mammalia; Rodentia; Cricetidae
Gene: Prob1
Product: proline rich basic protein 1
Cellular component (GO): nucleoplasm
Source: RefSeq, a predicted model, not a curated record